Molecule: messenger RNA, 300 nt
Organism: Staurois parvus
Lineage: Eukaryota; Metazoa; Chordata; Amphibia; Anura; Ranidae
Source: the annotation of a GenBank genome assembly
UACAGGGGAUGACCAGAGACUGCGGACACAGUACAGGGGAUGACCAGAGACUGCGGACACAGUACAGGGGAUGACCAGAGACUGCGGACACAGUACAGGGGAUGACCAGAGACUGCGGACACAGUACAGGGGAUGGCCAGAGACUGCGGACACAGUACAGGUGAUGACCAGAGACUGCGGACACAGUACAGGAGAUGACCAGAGACUGCGGACACAGUACAGGGGAUGACCAGAGACUGCAGACCUUUGGGGAGGCGGGGGAGUGGGGGCACCCGGCUGUGAAGCCGCAAGCUGUCACAG